CCGCCAACCUGGCCCUCAUCCUUGCGGCCCCAUCACCGCCCUCUCUCUCUUGUAGUCUUGUGGUAGCUUCCCCCCACCCAAAGCUACCACUGCCCCAAAGCUUGCACCAAAUCACCCCCACACUCCCAUUGCUCCAUUUGACAUCCCCUCUGCAUCUCAUAUUACCAAAAAAAAAAAUAAAAAUAUAAAGAAAAGAAGGAAAGAGAUAAAGAGAGGAGAGAGAUCCAAAGAUAGGCCAAAAAAGACCACUUGUUAGUACUGGUAGUAUCAGCAGAGAUGUUGAGGGGGAGCACAGGGAUCAUUGGAGUGGUGAACUUUAUCACGUUUCUGGUGUCGAUUCCGAUACUGGGAGGGGGGAUAUGGCUGAGUGCCCGGGCCAACAACACGGACUGCCUCCGCUUCCUCCAAUGGCCUAUCAUCAUCAUAGGGGUGACCAUCAUGGUCAUCUCCCUCAUGGGCUUCGCAGGCGCCUGCUAUCGCAUCUCCUGGCUCCUCCGUCUCUACCUCUUCGCCAUGUUCUUCGUCAUCGCCGCCCUCCUGGGGUUCAUCGUCUUCGCCUUCGCCGUCACCGACCGCGGCCACGGCCAGGUCAUCAUGAACCGCGAGUUCCUCGAGUACCAGCUCUCGGACUACUCCGGGUGGCUCAAGGACCGCGUCUCCGAGCCCGGCUACUGGAGCAAGAUCAGCGCCUGCCUCCGCGACGCCGGCGCCUGCAAGGGGAUGGCAAGGUAUGUCCGUGACCCCACCACCGGGAUGCUGGUGCCGGAGCCCGCCAACAGGUUCUACGGGCGCCAUCUCUCCCCUAUCCAGUCUGGGUGUUGCAAGCCGCCCACAUCAUGCGGCUUCACUUAUGUGAAUGAGACUCUGUGGACUGCUGGAGGAGUGACAGCGGUGCCUGAUCCUGAUUGCGGCAGGUGGAGCAACAACCAGCAGCAGCUGUGCUACGAGUGCGGCUCUUGCAAGGCCGGGGUUCUUGCAAGCAUCAGGCAUAGCUGGAGGAAGGCCUCUGUGAUCAACAUUGUGGUGCUGAUUAUUCUUGUGAUUGUAUACAUCAUCGCAUGUGCUGCAUUCCGGAACAGCAAGAGGAUAGACAACGAUGAGCCGUUCGGAGUGAACAGGAUGACUAAAGCAAGGCCUAGCAGGCUCCACUUUUAACCAGGCUGUAGGAUAUCUGUUUUCUGCGUAUCAAAGAGAAAUUGGAUACUUAGAAGGUUUGGUAUAUGAUCUCUUCUUUUAAGGUGUCCUUAUUUCACCAGCAAUUUGUUUCUUGGUCUUUUAACGACCUAAGGAAGAGCAGAAGCUUGAAUCAAGAUUCUUUGCGCUUGGUGGUGGUUGUGUCCUAGUUUUGUUUGGUUCCAUUCUGUUUGAGUACAGUACAAGUUAUCUACUGAGAAACAGCAAGUUAUUUCAUCCUAGUCUCCUAGAAGUCUCUGUUUUAGCCUCUUCAAGUUACUGUGCUUGUGUUGACUAUUAAUCAUGUUAAUCCCAUGUUUCUUUCUUUUUUUGUGAAGUUACCGAAGUUUAAGAUUGGCAUUACUUGGAUUGUACUGAAUGAAAAAGAUUUAUAUACUGAGAAGAAUUUUCUGUA
Molecule: messenger RNA, 1588 nt
Organism: Elaeis guineensis (African oil palm)
Lineage: Eukaryota; Viridiplantae; Streptophyta; Magnoliopsida; Arecales; Arecaceae
Product: tetraspanin-3
Biological process (GO): auxin-activated signaling pathway
Cellular component (GO): membrane
Source: RefSeq, a predicted model, not a curated record